Messenger RNA from Rotaria socialis, 612 nucleotides. Lineage: Eukaryota; Metazoa; Rotifera; Eurotatoria; Philodinida; Philodinidae. The record is from the annotation of a GenBank genome assembly.
AUGUUUAUGUUGUUGUUGAGUGGUAUUCGUGCAAACACUACUGCGAGUACAACACAAAUGUCUGACACAUGGUCAAUGGACACGGACACUUCGAUGCAAGCUAUGACAAGCUUCAUGACUACUACUAUUGCUACGGCCACCACCACCGCUACAGCAGCAGCCGCUACAGCUACAGCUACAACAGCCGCUGCAGCUACAGCUACAACAGCCGCUGCAGCUGCAGCUACAGCUACAACAACCGCUGCAGCUGCAGCUACAGCUACAACAACCGCUGCAGCUGCAGUUACAGCUACAACAACCGCUGCAGCUGCAGCUACAGCUACAGCUACAACAACCGCUGCAGCUGCAGCUACAGCUACAACAACCGCUACAGCUACAACAGCCGCUACAGCUACAACAGCCGCUGCAGCUGCAGCUACAGCUACAACAACCGCUACAGCUACAACAGCCGCUACAGCUACAACAGCUGCUGCAGCUACAGCUACAACAAGUAGCAACACUACCACAACCACGGCAAAGCCUUCAAGUGGCAAUGUACAACAAGAAUUGAUAAAUAUGCCACUACUAUUUAUGGUUAUUAUCUUUUUAUCAUUAGCCGUUAAAGAUAUAUGA